GUCGCCGGAAAGAUAAACUGCAGUGAAGAGCCUCACGUCGGGGGACAGGGACAAGAGGUUGCCCACCCAGAGUGUGCUCCACAAAGCAUGCUCGCCUGUCCACGACUGGAAUGCCACACGCUUCUCCGCCUGGAUUCUUAGCAUCCGGGAGACGAUCUGGAGCUCAACUUUGGGAAGACGCCCCAGCAAACCUGUUCCGAGAAGCCCUUCAGCAGCCCACCUCAUGGGCCAGACGGCCCUGGCAAGGGGCAGCAGCAGCACCUCCGCCUCUCAGGCGCUGUACUCUGACUUCUCUCCUCCCGAGGGCUUGGAGGAGCUCUUGUCUGGACCCCCUCCUGACCUAGGGGUCCAACGGCGCCACGGCUGGAACCCCAAGGAUUGCUCCGAGAACAUCGAUGUCAAGGAAGGGGGCCUGUGCUUUGAGCGGCGCCCCGUGGCCCAGAGCACCGAUGGGGUCCGGGGAAAGAGGGGCUACUCGCGGGGCCUGCACGCCUGGGAGAUCAGCUGGCCCCUGGAGCAGAGGGGCACACACGCCGUGGUGGGCGUGGCCACCGCCCUCGCCCCGCUGCAGGCCGACCACUACGCGGCGCUUUUGGGCAGCAACAGCGAGUCGUGGGGCUGGGAUAUUGGGCGGGGAAAAUUGUAUCAUCAGGGUAAGGGCCUUGAGGCGCCCCAGUAUCCAGCCGGACCUCAGGGUGAGCAGCUAGUGGUGCCAGAGAGGCUGUUGGUGGUUCUCGACAUGGAGGAGGGGACUCUGGGCUACUCUAUUGGGGGCACCUACCUGGGACCAGCCUUCCGUGGACUGAAGGGCAGAACCCUCUAUCCCUCUGUAAGCGCUGUUUGGGGCCAGUGCCAGGUCCGCAUCCGCUACAUGGGCGAAAGAAGAGCGGAGGAACCGCAAUCCCUUCUGCACCUGAGCCGCCUGUGUGUGCGCCGUGCGCUGGGGGACACCCGGCUUGGCCAAAUAUCCACUCUGCCUCUGCCCCCUGCCAUGAAGCGCUACCUGCUCUACAAAUGACCCUGUAGCACCACAGUGUGCUGGCACCUUGCCACCAUCCCUAUACAGUGGGGACAGGUGGAGAGGCAUCGCUGGCCUAGACAACUUGACAGUGAAGCUGAGGGGAGGAGAGGCCGGGCCCUUCGUAACCCUUAUCAGAGGGGCGAGACAUGGAACUGAUACUAAAGGCUGUGACGGCCUGGGACAAAAAUUGUUUUUCAAGUGAAAAAUAAUGAGAUGUAUCGUCACAGA
Molecule: messenger RNA, 1249 nt
Organism: Meriones unguiculatus (Mongolian gerbil)
Lineage: Eukaryota; Metazoa; Chordata; Mammalia; Rodentia; Muridae
Gene: Spsb2
Product: splA/ryanodine receptor domain and SOCS box containing 2
Exons: 3
Coding region: 224-1018 (264 amino acids)
Biological process (GO): intracellular signal transduction; proteasome-mediated ubiquitin-dependent protein catabolic process
Cellular component (GO): SCF ubiquitin ligase complex
Molecular function (GO): protein binding
Source: RefSeq, a predicted model, not a curated record